UUGAUUCUCUAUUUACAACGAUGGUAUAAAGAUCUAGAGGAUGAUGAUCUAGCAUCCCAGAAAAUAAUAAGGGCACAAAUUCUUCCAAAACUUCAACCUCAUAGCAAUGAAUGUGCCUGCUAAAAGCAACUGUAUUUACUUUCUUGCAAGAAAACAUAACAUCCAUGUUUGGCAUAAAAAAAACAUUAUGUAUAAAAAGAAACACAGGAAAAAUUAAUUGCUGAUAGACUAUGAUCAUAUUCUUUUUAUACUUGUAUCCAUUGACUUUCACCCAAUUCAACCUAGAAUGUGAAUAUAGUUUUCACUUUUCAGUCCAGUUUUAAAUAAUUUUUACCAUAUAUAAGAACAAACUUGAAGGCUUGGAUUUGACAGCUAAGGUGCCAGGAAGCAGCCGAAGGGGAAUAAUAAAUUGGGAACCUCCUGCUGUUGAUGGUGAGGACCUACAUUCUAACAAAGCCCAUGUUCAAUGGAUGCAGAAGGAGUACCGAAAAAAGCACCCAAACAUGGAAGUCGUUAAGCAGAAAAUGCAACUGACUUUCUCCUUCAGAAGAAAGUACAUAAAUGCUGGGAAGUGUUCCCUUAAUGAAAUUGAUGCAAAAUACCCUUUUUUAUUUGAACAUGAUCAGUUGCAAGAUGAGUAUGAAAGAUUGGUGUCUGGCAGUAGUGUUAAAGAUUUGGUUGUUACAAACUUACGUGAGCUUGCACCUAAGAUUUUGAAAGCUGCCAGCAAGAAGAAACUCCCUCAAGUUGAAGAACUGGUUCAAGCUUGCGUACAAAAUGAGGAUGAACUGGAUGAGGAGAACAGAUUGACAGAUGAUGAGAAAGUUGUUGUGGCACUUUGUACCUUGCCACACCUUUUGGAAAGGAAAACAAAAAGUAAUCCACAUCCAGAAAAUUUCCUUUAUCAGACAGCAGAAAACCCAGAGGUAUUGUUAAAGAAAGCUGCCAGCCCCAUCAGCCCAUUCAUCAUCUUUGUGGAGGACAGUGAUGGUCACAUAAUGAACAAAAUGUUUGUUGCAGGGGAAAAACAAGUUUGUUUGGAAACAGAUAACAUUUUUUCAGCAGUAUCGUCCCUUUUGUUUUUGUAUUAUGUUUGUAAUUUAGAGUACCCGAAACAGUGUUUUAACACGUUCCUUUUUUUACAACGUACUGUUCUAAAUAUUUUUGACCGGGUAAGAGUGCCAACCAAAGUUUUAUUAUUCUUAAAUGAACUGGAACAGUGAAAUAUUAGGCAUAAGUGCAUGUUAUAUAGCUGGUUUGUAAAUUUGUUAUGUACAGUAUAAUAUAAUGUAAUAUAUUCUGUCAUAUAGAAAUAAAUAUGUUUUUACCUUACCACUGCACUAGAAUUAAUUAAUUUCGUGGCACCGGGCCAUUGUUUAGAAGAGCAUUUUUAUUCUUUUGGUGUACUUAUACACCAGAUCGGUGUCUAUAUUACUGAAAGCAUAUUUACACUAAAUAGGCGUAGAAAACCCUUUGGAAGGGUAAGUUUACCCUCGCGGUGUAUUUAUACACCAGAUCGGUGUCCAUAUUACUGCAAGCACGUAUACACUAAAUAGGCGUAGAAAAACCUUUGGAGGGGUAAGUUUACCCUCGCGGUGUAUUUAUACACUAGGUCGGUGUCCAUAUUGCUGCAAGCACGUUUACACUAAAUAGGCGUAGAAAAACCUUGGGAGGGGUAAGUUUACUCUCGCGGUGUAUUUAUACACGAAGUUGGUGUUCAUAUUGCUGCAAGCGUUUUUACGCAAAAUAGGUGUAGGAAAACCUAUAGAGGUGUUAGUUUACGUUAAUGGUGUAUAUUUACGUCGCCAUAGUGUACACAUAGCUGCAUAAACUUUACCCAUGAAUAGUGUAAAUUAACCCAAAAUAUAGCGUAAAUAAACACCAUAUUAGUGUUCAUAUUGCUGCAAGAUUUUACACCGAUUUCGGUGUUGUGCCAACACUCCGAGAUUUAC
Messenger RNA from Dendronephthya gigantea, 1952 nucleotides. RefSeq lists its product as uncharacterized. The record is from RefSeq and is a predicted model, not a curated record. The coding region runs from base 471 to 1223 and encodes 250 amino acids. The transcript is spliced from 4 exons. Lineage: Eukaryota; Metazoa; Cnidaria; Anthozoa; Malacalcyonacea; Nephtheidae.